Penicillium longicatenatum is the source of this 3606-nucleotide messenger RNA. RefSeq names its product SH3 domain protein. Lineage: Eukaryota; Fungi; Ascomycota; Eurotiomycetes; Eurotiales; Aspergillaceae. Gene Ontology annotation, biological process: protein transport to vacuole involved in ubiquitin-dependent protein catabolic process via the multivesicular body sorting pathway. Bases 1 to 3606 code for a protein of 1201 amino acids. Gene Ontology annotation, cellular component: ESCRT-0 complex. Gene Ontology annotation, molecular function: protein binding. The record is from RefSeq and is a predicted model, not a curated record. The transcript is spliced from 4 exons.
AUGUCCAACCCGCCUUUUACGGUUCGAGCGGUCUUCGAGUAUGCUUCGGGCCACGAUGACGACCUUAGCUUCCCAAUCGGUCAGAUCGUAACCGUCACCUCCGAGGAGGAUGCCGAGUGGUACAAUGGCGAAUACACAGACAGCUCGGGAGCCAAGCAAGAGGGUAUCUUCCCCAAGAACUUCGUCGAGCGAUAUGAACCUCCGGCACCCCCGCGACCAGCCCGUCCUACCAGACCAAAGAAGGAGCCUGAACCUGCGCCGGUGGAAGCUCCCGUGGCUGUGCCUGAGAGCCCAGUCCAGCCAGAACCCGAGCCCAAGUCUUGCCUCCAAACCCCCCCCACUCCGGUCGUGGAGGUUCCAUCCUCACCCCCUCAGCCUACACCGGCCCCCGCUCCCGUUGCCCCCGUUGCUGCUGCUGCUGCCCCCGCCCCGCCUCCAGCGAAGGCAUCUACAAAGCCCCCACCACCGGCCGUGGGAGAGAAGCCUGCAGGGAACUCAUUUAAAGAUCGAAUUGCUGCAUUCAAUAGAUCCGCUGCCGCACCAAUUGCUCCUAUCAAGCCUGGUGGUCAGCAGCCGUCCUCCUUUGUCAAGAAGCAGUUCGUUGCUCCGCCCCCAAGCAAGGACUCCUUCGUGGCUCCACCGCGAGAACCUGCUGCAAAAAUUUACAAGAGAGAGGAGGACCCGGAGGUUAAGGAACAGCUUGCUCGGGAACCGCCUGUUUCUGAAAGCCGGCCACCACCACCACCACCCCCGCCGGCAGCGGCGGCACAGGAUGCCGAGGAAGGCGCAGAGGACCAGCCAAAGCCCACCAGCCUGAAGGACCGGAUAGCUCUUCUUCAAAAGCAGCAGCUUGAACAAGCUCAGCGCCAUGCCGAGGCUGCUCAAAAGAAAGAGAAGCCGAAGCCUCCGAAGAAGACUGUCGAGCAGCCUAUUGAGCAGCCAGUGGAAACUGCCGCACUGGCAGCCGAAGACGAUGAGGACGAAGAACAGGUGGCUUCUCCUAUUGAAGCUCCGACAGCUCCACGAGACCCCAGUGUUGAUACUUUGAGAACCAAAGCUCCUCCCACCAUGCCCCCUCCGUUCUCACCUCAUGAAGAGAUCGCCAGCGAAUCGAAUGAUGCCGACUACUCUGCCGCAGCAGACUCCGAGGAUGCUGGAGAGACCUCUACCAGCAGAGAAGAUGAUGAGGAGCGCCCACGUCAAGCUCCAGUUCCGCCCGCCCACACUACUGAGCAGAAGGAUGUGUCAGAGGAUGCUGACGAAGAAGAGGAGGGGGAAGAGGAAGAAAUGGACCCCGAAACCAAACGCAGAAUGGAGCUUCGUAAUCGAAUGGCCAAGAUGAGUGGUGGUAUGGGUAUGAUGGGCCUUUUCGGUCCCCCAGGUGGCAUGCCCGGCAUGGGUGCUCCUGCCCCUCGCAAGCCCAAGACUCCUGGCGAGUCAGAGAAGAGGCUUGCUGAGCCUGAACCGACGUCCCCUGGCCAUGCUCCUCCAGUUCCAAUGAUUCCGCUUCCUGGAAUGAACAUCGGUACUAGACCAGGCCCGCCUGCUGGUGUUGAGAAGGAAGAAGAGGAAAAUUUGGCGACUCCUAUCAAAGAGCAACAUACCCCGCAAGAGGUGCCAGACGUCGAAGAUGUUGUCCAUGAAGGUGCUCCCCCGCGUUCCUCUACGGAACGUCCUCCUGUCCCUAACCGUGAACGAGCUGCUCCUCCUCCACCUUUGGAGUCUCGACCCAUUCCACCACCUGUGCCUACGGAGCAGAUGGCCUCCCCGCCCCCAGUGCCCGGAGCCCGAACUCUCCCUUCUUCGUUCAGACCACCUGGCAUUGAUGCCGGUAAUGAAUCCGACGAUGAGUUAUCUAUUCAUGCAAACAACCUGUCCUUGGAAUCUGUCGCAGGCGUUCCCCCGCCUGUACCUGCUCCUGCAAUCUCUGAAAACACUGGUUCUCGUCGCUCCUCAACCUAUGACAUACCACCUCCCUUGCCCCAGACGUCAACUGCCGAAAAGAGAGCUAGUCGGCCCCCUCCUCCCGUUCCAUCAAACCCACCCAUGCCACCAGCGCAAAGCCGUGCCCCACCUCCACCUCCUCCAAGCCAGCCACGUCGACGAUCCACUGCGGAUAGUCGCGGCAGUGCCAUUUCCGCCCCCCGCCAAGCUGGAGAAGAUGUUGAAGGAGAAGUGACGGAAUACGAUGGCGACUACGAUACUGACAUUGCGUCCGGUGUCAAGCACAAGGAUGCACUGAGAGCCCAUGAGCGUGACUCUAGCUUUGACGAGGGCAUGAUGACUGAUGAGUAUUCUCUUCAAUCCCCUCGCAGCCCUCCGGAGUCUCGUCCUCCUCCACCCCUUCCUCCAACCGCCGCUCCAAGAGGAGUCCCGCCUCUGCCCCCAAGCCAGCCUCCUCGCAAUGCUAGAGCCUCUAUGGAUACACCUCGAGGACCACCUCCGCCCCCACCUGGCAGAGAGCCACCAUACGGUGGGGACGACGAAUAUGACCCUUUCAACUAUGUUGAACCUCGGCAUGGUUUGCCUACACCCCCGGUUCCUCCCAGUGGUCGCCCAGAGGUACCGCCUCCUCUUCCUCCGCAACAGCCAGUGAGAGAGAGCUUUGAUGAUUUGUAUGAUACAUCUCCUGUACAAAGCCCUACAAAUGAGGCGCCACCUGUACCAAUGUCUCAAAAGCGUGCAUCUCUAGCCCCACUGCCUCCCCCAUCCCAGGUCCCAGCUAUGCCGUCCCCUUCUGCAACGCGCAGCACGCGCCCUUCUAUGGACAUGGCAAGAGGCCCGUCCAAUAUCCGGCGUUCCAUGGAUGUUUCCCGCCCUUCCACUGACCAGGGCUUCAUUGCCACUGACAUUGAUUAUGCGGAAAACACCCUCUGGUGGACACAGCCGAACACCCCGCCGCCAUCUAUCCAAAAUCGAAAGGAUAUACUCUUUGAGGUUGAAGAGUCCUCCUCCUCAAAGCGCGGUGGUAAGACCACUGUCUCCAAGGACAUUUAUAUCCUCUUCAUGGACUACUCCCAGACCGUUAUAGCAGCUCAGUUUGAUCCCAGGAACCCUGCAGAUGUCUCCCUGGAGCAACGCCAUGAGCCGCCCCCGCUUCAGCCCCGUCAGGACCAGUUGGAACAGGCACACAACCAGAUUGGUAUCAGGAUCUCCGAGUCCAUUAACUCCUAUCAAAAUUCUACUGUAGGAGAUGGUACUCCUUUCGGUCUGGUUCAGCAUCUCCUGAACCCUCUGGCCGAUGCAUUGCUACCCGUUGGCACCCGGGCGUACGGUGCUUUGGUUUAUUCAAACUUGGCAAAUGCGUCGGUCUCACAGAAUGACGAGAUCCGCGCUGGUGAUAUUGUGAGCUUCCGCAAUGCUCGAUUCCAAGGCCAUCGUGGCACUAUGCACCAGAAAUACAACUCUGAAGUUGGAAAGCCUGACCACGUUGGCAUCGUUGUGGAUUGGGAUGGUACCAAGAAGAAGAUCCGGGCCUGGGAGCAAGGGCGCGAGAGCAAAAAGGUGAAGAUGGAGAGCUUCAAGCUCAAUGACAUGCGCAGUGGUGAGUGCAAGGUCUGGCGAGUUAUGCCACGCAGCUGGGUUGGCUGGGAAAACAACAAAUGA